This is a messenger RNA of Pocillopora damicornis (cauliflower coral), 2631 nucleotides long. RefSeq names its product far upstream element-binding protein 3. The record is from RefSeq and is a predicted model, not a curated record. Lineage: Eukaryota; Metazoa; Cnidaria; Anthozoa; Scleractinia; Pocilloporidae. Gene Ontology annotation, molecular function: RNA binding.
CUCUUCUUCACGUGCUCGAAAAUGGCGGACGCAGUCUCUUUCAAUAACGUUCCACCGCCUUCGGGAAAUCCGGUAGAUCCAACUUCAGCGUUUGCCGACGCAUUGAAAAGAGCUAAAGAGAUCGCCGCUCGGAUGGGAUCAAGUAGCGCCGCGGCUGCAGAGAGUUCGGCAGAGCAAGAAAUCGGCAAGAAAAGACCAUUCGAGUUUGACGGUGGUAAUGAAGAAAUCCCUAUGAAAAAACCAGCGAUGGAAGCUCCCAUGGAUGGAAAAGAUCCAAAAUCAAUAGCUAUGCAAGUGGCUGCAAGUUUAGCACAAAGAGCUGGUCUAGGGUCAUUAGUAGCAGAGGAAAUGAAAAUCCCAAACAGAUUUGUUGGAUUAAUCAUUGGACGUGGUGGAGAACAGAUUAAUAAAUUGCAGUCAGAAACUGGUGCCAAAAUACAAGUUGCUCCAGAUCCUCCUCCUGGUCAGAUACCACCUCCAGAUCGUCAUGUCUCCAUAAAUGGAACACGAGAAGCUGUAGAGAAGGCAAGGAAUUUGUUAAACAAAAUAUGUGAGGAUGGAAAGAUUCCAGAAUCUUUGAUGUCAUCACCAGUUGUUGCCCCAGGUGAACAAGUCAUUGAAAUGAUGAUACCUGCUAGUAAAGUGGGACUGAUUAUUGGGAAAGGAGGAGAGACCAUCAAGGCUUUACAGGAGAGAGCACAGUGUCGAAUGAUGAUGAUACAAGAUGGGCCAUAUUUAAAUGCACCAGAGAAACCUCUGAGAAUCAUGGGCGAUGCCAUGAGAACACAAAGAGGAAAGGAUCUUGUACAAGAUUUACUUACUGAGAAAGAGCUUGAGGUCAGUGGGCAAGGGACAAACAGGAAUUGGCAGCAAAACAUGCCUGGAUUGGACUAUAAAGGAAACAGACAUCAGAUGGACAGAAAUCAGCCUGGCAUGCAACAGAUAGAGGUUCCUGUUCCUCGAGAGAUUGUUGGUUUUGUUAUUGGAAAGAAUGGGGAAACCAUCAAAAGAAUACAAGCUGAAACCAGAGCAAAAGUGCAAUUCAAUAUGAAGGACAACUCUAAUGCUCCUGAACGAAUGGCAACUGUCCAAGGAACACCAGAGCAGGUGCAAAAAGUCCAGGCUAUGAUUCAAGACAUAGUAGAACAGUCUCGACAGCGAGGAGGUCCACCCCCUAGAGGUGCCCCAGCAAAUAUGCCUGGAGUUACCUCAGUUGAAUACCCAGUACCAGGAAAUAAAUGUGGCCUGAUCAUCGGAAAAGGAGGAGAAACUAUACGAGGGAUUAUAAACAUGACUGGUGCACAUGUAGAAUUAAACAGAACUAUUCCUGAAAGCUCUCCAACAAAGAGCUUUAUAAUCCGAGGUACGGAGCAGCAGAUACAACAUGCCCAACAAAUGAUUAGGGAGAAAAUAGAAAGUGAACGAGGUGGGGGAGGAAAUUACAAUCAAGGACAAAACUGGAACCAGCCUGGCUGGAACCAACAACAGCAGCAACCACAUCAGCAGCAACAGCAGGGCUGGUCACAGUAUGGUCAGUAUGGGCAACAACAGCAAUAUGGACAGCAACCUCAACAACAACCAGGGCAGCCAUAUGGCCAACAGCAACAGCAGUAUGGUCAGCAACCACCGCAACAACAAGGCCAACAGCAAGGCCAGCAACCUGGUCAGGCUCAAGGCCAGGCAGAUUAUUCUGCAGCAUGGGCAGCAUACUAUCAACAACUCUACCAACAACAGGCAGUAAUGGCAGCAGGACAAGCACCAGGUCAACCAGCAGGACAGGGGGGGCAGCCUGAUUACACACAAGCAUGGGCAGAGUUCUACAGACAGCAAGGUUACUACUACCCCUACCAACAAGCUGGACAGCCUCAGCAACCAGGAGUACCUGGACAACAGCCACAGCAGCAGCAACAACAACCACCACAGCAAGGACCCUCUGGGGGACAGCCAGGGGGACCUCCACCUGGACCCCCUGGGGGACAACAGGGCCAGUAGCAGGAACAUAAGUUGUAAAGGAAGAGAGGUAGAGGUGUCUUCAAGAAAGCUGUUUUUGCAAGGAAGAUCUCUUUUUUUACAAAGGAUUUUGGUGUUCUACUCUUAGCAUUGAUUUCCUAUUAGCCUAUCUUAUAGACAUUUUGAUUUUUAAUAUGAUUUGCAUUUGUAGUCAGCUAUCAAAUAUGCUCUGAGUUUGUAAACAUGUAUGAAUUUACAGGAUAGGACACGAAGUAAACCAAAUGGGCGUGGUAUUAAAGGAUACAUUUUAUUUCUUGUGUGCAUUUUGUUGUAAUUCUACUAUUGCUAUUUUUGACUUCACUGAAAUAAAUCUGCAGGUUUGGUGUUGGAUGAAGCUUUUACUUUCCUAGUUGUACAGACCUGUGAUUGAUUUAUAGGGUUAAGAAAAUAGUCAGGGAUAUCAAAUAUUAUUAUCAGUAGCAUUAUUUCUUAGUAAAGCUGUUACAUUUGAAGGUUUCCUCUAAUUUGAUUCUUGUCUUCAUUGCUUUAAAAGUCAUUGAAAUGUUAACUGAUACACUGUUGCCAGUGCGUGCUCGUUAGAGUUAGUCUUGUAUUCAAACUUGCAAUGUUUUGUUAAUUUUGUAUUGUUGAUGCAUUGAUAAUGAAAUUGAUCGAAUUGCA